AUUCUCUACUUCAAUAAUCAAAUUGAUUUAAAUGACAAUUUUAAUGGAAUAAAAUUAAUAAAUAUAAAAUUUUAAUUAUACAAAUCAAUAGUCCAAACUUCAAUUGGUUAUUCAAUUACCAAGAUCAUUUGUCCUUCCGCCCAGCGAGGUCAACAGGGGGCGAAAGAGGGCGGAUGUCGAUCCUCUGGGAGAAAAGCCAGACAUGGAGGUGGAUUGUGCGCAUGACAAAAGAAUCGAAGCCCUUCUUCUUUACAUUCGCCGCCGUCUGCGGUGUAAUCCCAACCAUAAUCGGCUACGGAGUCAUGCAAGUCACUAACUCUAGCAACCCACAGCUCGAAGCUCAUCUCCGCCAGACCGCCCGCCCCGACUCCCUCAUGAUGGGAAAAGUAAAUCAAGACAGGCUGAAGGAAUACUUUGGGGAGCUCCAGCGGAAAGAGAAUACAAAUGACCGAUACGUGGCUGCUCUGAGGGGAGAAACCUUGACUAGAAACCCCUACGUGAGAAUUCAGCCCAUGCCCAACCCAAGCCCAAACCAAAGCACCCAAGUUCAACAAGGUUCAACAACAACAGCCGCAGCAGCGGAGAAGCAGCCAAAAUCCACAAAGCCAAGCCAACACUGAUUAUUGCAAGGAGCAGCAGAAGUAUAUGAUUAGUUGUGAUUUAGGAUUGGGAGGAUGCUCGGUGACAAUACAGCCAGCUUUGCUUACAUUUUUUUUUUUUGGUGGGGGAAGCGUGCGUGCGUGCGUUGGAAAACUUCAGUGGGUAAAAGAGAUUUUUAUUUUAGUUUUGUUUAUUUUGGAAAAUUUCAGUGGGUGAAAGAGUUUUAUUUUAGUUUUGUUUAGCGAAAUUAGUCAUAUUAUUAAUGAAAGUUUACGUAUUUGUGUGUGUAUUAAA
Messenger RNA from Malania oleifera, 894 nucleotides. RefSeq lists its product as uncharacterized. The coding region runs from base 174 to 620 and encodes 148 amino acids. NCBI's taxonomy places the organism in Eukaryota, Viridiplantae, Streptophyta, Magnoliopsida, Santalales, Ximeniaceae. The record is from RefSeq and is a predicted model, not a curated record. The transcript has 2 exons.